AGUCACUUGGCAGUGUUCGUUGAAGCGCGCAAAUCCCAUUGAGGAGGAAGCACAAUUCUCGUAUAAGAUAGAAUUUUGCGGAAAAGCGUCUUGAGAACAUUUUAUUAUAUUUGCAAUAGAGACGUAUUUCAGUUGUAGAGAGCUUGCAAAUAUUUCAUUGCAAGCUUCUCUCACCAAAGUGGAGGAAGUUCGCAUCACUUGAAUGCUCUAAAGGGGUUAAUAAUUCUCCCAAAGUGGGCACUCGAGUGUGUCAAUAUAAAUACACCCUCAAAGUGAAGUUAUAGGUAUUUAAUUCCGAUUGCAUAAUUGAGGAGGAAAUCACGAAAAUACCCUUCGGGAGCUUCUUGGAAAAUUCUGCAUUUUGGAGAGCUUUGGGCAUUCCCCAAUGAAAGCUGACUAAGAAGUUGGUAUUACAUUUAUUGUAAUUUAGAUAAAUUCCCAUUGCGGCGUUGGAGCCCGAAUUGACGACUCCUUCUGCUUGUGAGUGCUUGGUAUUGGUGGAAAGGACAAGAAAGGGUUAAGCUGACAGGAUGGAUCAGUGGUUAAAAGUAUCUCUUAUGCUGUGCACAUUUGGCUUCUUCCGCGAGUAUCGACCAUCUGAGCCAUUUGUGUUUGAAUUUAUGUCCGGACCAUGGAGGAAUAUUUCGGCAGAAGUGAUAAACCGUGAAAUUUAUCCCAUGGGAACGUACUUCUAUUUGGGCUUACUCGUGCUGGUCUUCCUUGUCACGGAUAUGCUGAGAUAUAAACCAAUUAUCGUUCUGUCAGCAAUUUCCGGCAUCUGCCUUUGGGCUAUUCUUCUGUGGACCUACACACUUCAGUGGCUCUAUGUGACACAGUUCUUUUAUGGAUUCUUUAUGGCCGCCGAAGUGGCCUAUUACACCUACAUCUAUGCCAAAGUCGACCGGCAUCGCUAUCAACAGGUUACAGGGCACACACGGUCAGCAAUCCUCACGGGACGCUUCCUGGCCGGCACAACGGCUCAACUGUUGGUUUCCUUUGAACUUAUGGAUUUCCGGGAUCUCAACUAUAUUUCCUUCGGAAGUCAAGUUGUGUCUUUGGGCAUAUCAAUUGUUCUCCCAUCGGUGGGCAUAAGUCUCUAUUUUUACGCGAGGAAAGCUCCCCCCAUUGAGAGUGUGGAGGUAGUUCCGAGUGCACCUGCUGCAGAGGAAAAGCCUGAGGAUCCACCACAGACGGACCUCCAUUCAUACACAAAUCACGCAGCAGAUCUUGACGAUGAGAAAGAGUCAAAUAUGGUUGUUAGGAGGCGUUUUGAGGAAUCAGAUGCUGCUGAUGCAGUGAAAUCAAAGACUGAUGGGGACGGGAAUACUCCGACAAAUGGCAGAGCCAUCACAGACAUCCCAAAUGCUGAUUCAUCAUCCAUUAAGGAGGAGAAAAUUCGCUUCUCAUGCCAGCGUGCGACUCUCCUCCUGUGGCAGCACUUUAUUGCCGGCUACAGCAAUCGAACUGUCUUCCAGUGGAGCUUGUGGUGGGCACUGGCCAUGUGUGGAUUCCUCCAGGUGCAGACGUACAUUCAGCCACUAUGGCAGCAGAUCGAUUAUGGGAGGGAAACAUUCUGGAAUGGAGCUGUGGAAGCCAUUUUGACGCUCCUAGGGGCACUAAGUGCCCUCUUAGCGGGCUCCCUGAAUGCUCGUUUGAUUGAAAAAUGGGAUCUGUGGAUUCUUACCAUAUGCUCACUCGUAGAGGGCGCUCUCAUUCUUGGAGCUGCCUUCACGCAAUACGUAAUGGUGGCCUAUGUCACCUACAUCCUCUUUGGGACUCUCUAUCACUUCAUGAUCACCAUUGCCAGCGCAACUGUGGCAAAGUACCUCGUGGAGGACAGUUUUGCACUAAUUUUCGGCAUUAACACGAUGUUUGCGCUUCUUUUUCAAACAAUUAUGACAAUCAUUGUAAUAUCCGAUGUGGGCUUUGCAUUGGAUCCACGAGGACAAUUCCAAGUCUUCGGGUGGUACUUUGUGUGCUUGGCAGCUAUUUUUGGAGCAACAGGAGUAGUGAAGAUUGUAAAUAGGAAAUGCCGUGGGGGGACAUUUCAAUUAGCUUCCAACUGAACACCAUCCCAGUCUGUGCUUCCAACGGUAAGAAAUUAAAAUAAAGUUGUACAAGAAGAAAUUUA
Molecule: messenger RNA, 2131 nt
Organism: Lutzomyia longipalpis
Lineage: Eukaryota; Metazoa; Arthropoda; Insecta; Diptera; Psychodidae
Product: folate transporter 1-like
Exons: 8
Coding region: 531-2066 (511 amino acids)
Biological process (GO): vitamin transport; transmembrane transport
Cellular component (GO): plasma membrane
Molecular function (GO): vitamin transmembrane transporter activity
Source: RefSeq, a predicted model, not a curated record